Metarhizium brunneum ARSEF 3297 is the source of this 1512-nucleotide messenger RNA. RefSeq lists its product as uncharacterized. Gene Ontology annotation, biological process: regulation of transcription by RNA polymerase II. The record is from RefSeq and is a predicted model, not a curated record. Gene Ontology annotation, molecular function: DNA-binding transcription activator activity, RNA polymerase II-specific; zinc ion binding. Lineage: Eukaryota; Fungi; Ascomycota; Sordariomycetes; Hypocreales; Clavicipitaceae.
AUGUCGGCCAUAACCGGUAGCGGCUCUUUGGUCUGGUCCCCGGAUUCUCCUCCUCAAAACAAGCCCUAUCAUGCGAAACGGCCGCACAAGAAGUCCCGCCUUGGAUGCCAGAAUUGCAAAAGGCGCAAGGUCAAGUGCGACGAGAAACGUCCAUCAUGUGGAAUAUGCACUCUUCGUGGGGAAACUUGCGUCUUCGUUCUUCCAGCUGCCUCCCUCGAUGUCAGCUCAUCUAAACCAAAGUCGCCAUCAGCCUCCCCCGGCUCAGGGAAAUCGUCCCCUGAUUACAAGGCUCUCGUUUCCACACAAAACCAGUCCUCAGCGCCAUUUACUACGACGCUAUCUGAUCGUCUUCAAUCCCCUGACUUCAUUGUUGUCCGGGAACCGCUCCAGAUAGCGACUGGGUGCGACGCCAUCGACAUGAAAAUUCUCUGGCAUUUUUUGGGCCAUACGUGUACCUCCUUCUCCAUCGAGGGUGGCGACUCCAGGCCCAUGGAGGACCUCAUGCGAAAGACUGUCAUGGAUCACGCUUUCAGUGUCAAAUUUUUGUACAAUUGCGUCAUGGCCUUGUCAUGCCUUCAUGCUUGUGAAACGACUGGCGACGACAUGGGUGAUCCCUAUCGUCUUAUACGCUACCAGGACGGCGUGUUUGAACCAUUUUCUACGGCCAUCAGGACCAGCGAUCCAAAAACGUACGGCGCGCUUCUAGCCAAUUCUCUUCUCUUAACGGCCUUGUCGUCUCAGAAUUUUCGCCUAUCCCACGCGCCCGACCUCUACAUUAUUCAGUGGAUGACCAUCUGGCGUGGCAUUGGAACGAUUUUCCAGACAAUAGAUAGAGCUUCUUUGAGGAGCACCGGGUUAGAGCAAUUGUUCUAUCGGCCAGCUAUGAAUCUUACCGCGGCUGCCGCAUACAUACCUAGAAAUCUCAAUGUCUUGGUCUCGUCAAUUCCAGCCGAUGAUCCCGAUCAGGCCAACAGGAAAGCUUAUACUCGAGUGCUUAGAUAUCUAGCAACCCUCUACCAAAACAUGCAUCAAGGAGGUUUCGGGGCUGUAAUGAAGCUUCGCAUCAUCACUUGGUUUACAUAUCUACCUCAUGACUUUGUUCGGCUGGUACUGGACAAGAAUUGCCGUGCUCUGGUUAUUCUAGCACACUACGCCGCAUUCCUCAAACUAACUUUGGGAGUUUGGUGGUUGGAAGGCAUAGGUGCUCGAUCUCUCCGAGAUAUCUGUGCAUUCCUCGGGCCAGCGUGGUCCAACGAACUCAAGAUUCCACUCGCAGCAAGAGAUAUCGAGGAUCCAAUUGAGCUGGCAAGGCUAGUUCUGGACGAUCCCACGUGGGAGCCACGUAGAUCGCCGACUGAUAAAUGUGACGCACAGGAAGAACAAGAGACGAGGCAACUCGGCCUAGUAGACGACCAGGGUAGACCUGUCUACUACGAAUCUGAAGCAAGGGCUGUCGUUCUGGCGAAUCCAAGCCACCCAGGCGACGAACCAGUGUGGAACGCUGAUGAAUAA